Molecule: messenger RNA, 6171 nt
Organism: Trematomus bernacchii (emerald rockcod)
Lineage: Eukaryota; Metazoa; Chordata; Actinopteri; Perciformes; Nototheniidae
Gene: grin1b
Product: glutamate receptor, ionotropic, N-methyl D-aspartate 1b
Exons: 22
Coding region: 440-3250 (936 amino acids)
Biological process (GO): ionotropic glutamate receptor signaling pathway; monoatomic ion transport; chemical synaptic transmission
Cellular component (GO): neuron projection; synapse; plasma membrane
Molecular function (GO): NMDA glutamate receptor activity
Source: RefSeq, a predicted model, not a curated record
CUUCAGGUCAUCCGAAAGUCCGCGAGCAUCCUCCGACAGACAGACACCGAGCACCGGAGAGACAGACCGGGACCCGCGAGACCACCGGGACUCAGAGACUCAGAGACUCAAGAGACACCGAGCGGCGCGUGAGGGUCGGUGAGCGCGUGCAGAGGCGGUGAAUCAACAGGACGAGAUCAACAAUGUCACCGGGGAUUAAUGCCGUUAACAUGUGAGAGAAAAACAGCAUCCCCCCCCUCAGAAUCCGGUGAGGGAACUCAACAUCGUGACCGGAGAUUUCCCCGCAGUUUAACAUCUGAUUCAUUCGUUCAUUCAUUACUAAAAAGCACCCUGAGAGCCGCGGGCUGAACCGGGAGGAUGACCGGGAUCUGAAGCUCAGAGGAGGAUCAACAGGAGACUGAACACCGGGAUCUGAUCCGGUACCGGACCCAGAGAGGACAUGGAGCUGCACGGCCUCCUGCUGGCGCUGCUGCAGCUGCUCUCGGUGGCCAGGGGGGGCUGCGAGCCUCGACAGGUGAACCUGGGAGCCGUUCUGAGUCAGAAGAGAUACGAGCAGGUGUUCAAAGAGGCUGUGAGCGCCGCCAACCUGCUGUACGGGAAGGACAAGUUCAGGAUGAACGCCAUCUCCGUCACUCACAAGCCCAACGCCAUCCAGAUGGCCCUGUCCGUGUGCGAAGACCUCAUCUCCAACCAGGUGUAUGCUAUCCUGGUCUCUCACCCCCCUCAGUCUAACGACCACCUGACUCCCACUCCGGUCUCCUACACUGCCGGGUUCUACCGGAUCCCGGUGGUCGGCCUCACCACCCGGAUGUCCAUCUACUCCGACAAGAGCAUCCACCUGUCCUUCCUCCGCACCGUGCCUCCCUUCUCCCACCAGGCUCAGGUGUGGUUCGACCUGAUGAGGGAGUUCAGGUGGAAUCACAUCAUCCUCAUCGUGAGCGACGACCACGAGGGCCGCGCCGCUCAGAAGAGACUGGAGACACUGCUGGAGGAGCGCGAGACCAAGAAUAAAAAAAGGAACUAUGAAAACGACCAUCAGAACUAUGACUUCCGGAGAACGCCCAAGGCGGAGAAGGUGCUGUCCUUCAGCCCGGAGACGAACCUGACGGCUCUGCUGCUGGAGGCCAGAGACCUGGAGGCUCGAGUCAUCAUCCUCUCUGCCAGUGAGGACGAGGCAGCCGCCGUGUACAAAGCGGCGCGGCAGCUGAACAUGACGGGAUCAGGAUACGUUUGGCUGGUCGGAGAGAGAGAGAUGACCGGGAAGGCUCUGAGCGAGGCUCCUGACGGCCUGCUGGGCCUCCAGCUGAUAAACGGUAAGAACGAGUCGGCUCACAUCGCGGAUGCGGUGGCGGUCGUGGCUCAGUCGCUGCAGGAGCUGUUUGAGAAGGAGAACAUCACGGAGCCUCCAAGGGGCUGCGUGGGAAACACCAACAUCUGGAGGACCGGGCCGCUCUUCAAACGAGUGCUGAUGUCAUCAAAGUAUCCCGACGGUCUGACGGGACGCAUCGAGUUUAACGACGACGGCGACCGGCGCUUCGCGACCUACAGCAUCAUGAACUACCAGCAGAAACAAGGGCGCGUCGUCCAGGUCGGGGUCUUCAACGGGUCACAGGUGGUGAUGAACCCUCAGAGGAAAAUCAUCUGGCCCGGAGGAGAGACGGAGAAACCAGUUGGAUAUCAGAUGUCGACUAAACUGAAGAUCGUGACCAUCCACCAGGAGCCCUUUGUUUACGUGAAACCUACGAAGACUGACGGGACGUGUAAAGAGGAGUUCACGCUCAACGGAGUCCUGAUCAAGAAGGUGAUCUGCACCGGGCCCAACGGGACACUCCCAGGUCAGCCCAUCGUCCCUCAGUGUUGCUAUGGUUUCUGUGUCGACCUGCUCAUCAAGCUGGCGAUGAGCAUGAACUUCACCUACGAGGUUCACCUCGUGGCUGAUGGGAAGUUCGGCACGCAGGAGCGCGUGAACAACAGCAAUAAGAAGGAGUGGAACGGCAUGAUGGGGGAGCUGCUGGGGGGGCUGGCCGAUAUGAUCGUGGCCCCCCUGACCAUCAACAACGAGAGAGCCCAAUACAUCGAGUUCUCCAAACCCUUCAAGUACCAGGGUCUCACCAUCCUCGUUAAGAAGGAGAUCCCACGGAGCACUCUGGACUCCUUCAUGCAGCCGUUCCAGAGCACACUGUGGCUGUUAGUCGGUCUGUCGGUCCACGUGGUGGCAGUGAUGCUUUACCUAUUAGACCGGUUCAGCCCGUUUGGAAGGUUUAAAGUGAACAGUGAAGAAGAAGAAGAAGACGCCCUCACCCUGUCCUCCGCCAUGUGGUUCUCAUGGGGAGUGCUGUUGAACUCUGGGAUAGGAGAAGGAGCUCCCAGGAGUUUCUCAGCGAGGAUUCUGGGUAUGGUGUGGGCAGGAUUCGCUAUGAUCAUCGUAGCAUCAUAUACUGCCAACCUGGCAGCCUUCCUUGUGUUGGACCGGCCUGAGGAGCGCAUCACUGGCAUCAACGACCCCAGGCUGCGUAACCCGUCGGAUAAGUUCAUCUACGCCACAGUGAAGCAGAGCUCGGUGGAUAUCUACUUCAGACGGCAGGUGGAGCUGAGCACCAUGUACCGCCACAUGGAGAAGCACAACUAUGAGAGCGCCGCAGAGGCCAUCGUGGCCGUCAGAGACAACAAGCUUCAUGCCUUCAUCUGGGACAGCGCUGUGUUAGAGUUCGAGGCGUCGCAGAAGUGCGAUCUGGUGACGACAGGAGAGCUCUUCUUCCGCUCCGGAUUCGGGAUCGGAAUGAGGAAAGACAGUCCCUGGAAACAGAACGUUUCUCUGGCUAUUCUCAGCUCUCAUGAGAACGGCUUCAUGGAGGAUCUGGACAAGACGUGGGUCCGAUACCAGGAGUGUGACUCCAGGAGCAACGCCCCCGCUACCCUCACAUUCGAGAACAUGGCAGGUGUGUUCAUGCUGGUUGCCGGGGGCAUCGUCGCCGGGAUCUUCCUCAUCUUCAUCGAGAUCGCGUACAAACGACACAAAGACGCUCGCAGGAAACAGAUGCAGCUCGCCUUCGCUGCCGUCAACGUCUGGAGGAAGAACUUACAGGAUAGGAAAAGUAGAGCAGAGGCCGAGUCCCAAACCUCUUUUAGGUCCAUCACUGCGACCUCCGACCUCAAACGCCGUGUUGCCUCCGGGGACGCCACGCCGUACCCGACUGACAUCACCGGCCAGCUCAACCUAUCGGAUCCCUCCGUCAGCACCGUGGUCUGAGAGAGGACACACACACACACACACACACACACACACACACAAACCCAUACACACACAGAAAGACAGACUGAGCAUCCUCUGAGACAGGAAGUAGAGAACGAUAGCAUCAGGACUUUUGGACACACACACACACACACACACACACACACACACACACCAUCUGUCAUCCCAAACACACACAAACUCGCCUUUUCUCCGCUUGUAGCCGUCAGCCGUCCUCCAACCAGAGGAUGUCUUUUAUUUUGAAAGAACAGUUUUUCCAAUGGCUUUUAUUUUGGUAGAUUUAUUGGAUGUUGUCCAGUUUCCUGUGCGUCACAUCGAUCCUCCCGAUUCCUUUUUAUUUUUUUAUUAUUCCUGCCGGUACCUCGAGCUCCUGAGCGUCCAGCGCCUCUCUCUCACCUGCCGAUCGAUCGGGGUCCCGAUCCCGGUCAGUGGGUUAUUGAUCGACCCGGGGGCAACCGGUGGGCCACGCCUCUGGGACAGGAAGUAGUUUCUCUGACCUGCAGCAUUGAACCAAACCCCGAGGAUCAUGGGUAGCGUAGUCUUUAAACUGAGGGCCGUGAACAACUGAUCACAAUAUGGAUUGGAGUGGAAUUUCAAAAUAAGACGCAGGUGAAUAGGGUGAAAUAUGAACUAGAUAUCGCCCUGAAACGUCCCCUCUGCAUUCCCAACGUUAACUAAAUCACUUUCUAUUUCACAAGCUUUCUCCCGCUUGCCCCCCCCCCCCCCUUUUUAAAACCCCUAUUUAGCAUUUAAAUAAUUAUAAAAUAAUAAAUAGUUUAUAACACACUCUUUCCGCAGAUAUCAGCGCAUUUUUAUUGUUAACUAUAUCAAGAAAAAAAAAAGAUUCUUCUUCACUUUAAUGACAAGUUAUAAUUAUUGUCAAAUCCACUGAUAAUAAAUGCUGUUAAGUCCUUUUAUCUGUUGUGUUAUAAACAAUUUAUUAAGUGUUAUAUUGCUUAUUAAUGCUAACGUUUACUACAUUAUAAUUAUCAAUAUUUAAGGAAAAGUUGUAAAUAUUUGCUUAUUUUAAUUUAUAUGAAAUUCACAGAAGAACUUAUUAUUUAUGAUUUAAUGAGAAACACGUUUUUUACUAAAAAUCAGAACCGAAAACACGAAUAUAAAAAUAUAUAAAGUGUGAAAUCAGUAACACUUAUUUAUAUAUCCUUCAUACUUCUUAUUACUUUUAUUUUGAAAUGUUGAACCUUUUAUUUUGAAAAUUUUAAUUUAUUAUUAUUGUAGAUGUUAUUGUUUUAUUUGUUAUGAUACCACUGCCAGGAAUCUUUCAUUUAAUGUAAUAGUUAUUAUGAGAAUACUCCCUGAACCAGAAGCCCGGCCCACCGCCCCCUGACCGCCCCAGGGCAUGAUGGGAAAUGUAGUCAUUGCUCCGCCUCCACUGACGUCCAGUGAAAACCUCCUGACUCCUCCGGAGAUAAGGGGGUUUUGAGAAGUGCAGCUGGCGUCUCUUUAAAUAAAGUGUGUAGAGAUAUUAAAAAAGGUUGUGUGUGAAAUAGAAGUACACCUGUUGAUGAAGACACCCGAGCAUCACUGAGAACAAGAACCCUUUCACCAUCUUUACUUCCUGUCUGUGAAAGCCUGCAGAGCUCUGAGCGUCCUGCUGAUGCUCUUAGUGUUAGCAUCAUGACGUCUUAAGUUAGAAUGGGAGAAAGAAACGCUCAAUACUUUCAAGAAAUAUCCCAAAAGCUUGUCAUCAACUGAAGCUCAGCGAACGCUAACAAGCUAGCUGUUUGUUUUCCAUUUCUGAAGGACAGUUUUGUUGUAGGAGAAACACCAAUGCUAAGAUAGCAGCUAACACUAAUAAGCAAGCUAAAGUAAAUCAGGAAAUCCAGAUCCAGUUGUAUUUUCUAUGAUUAAACCUCAGCUAAUGCUAAUGCUACUCUACCAGCUAAAGCUAUCUGUAGUCCUUCAGCUGGACUACAGAUUACAGUGUUUCUAAACAUGUCAAAGAUUAAAGCUAAAUUAAAAUAAAACCACAUUAAUAAUAUGUAUAUUUCCUAUAAUUGAGCACAGGCUAGCGUCUGUGUUCAAACUGUACUGUAAUGCCAAUGUAGCUCAUGAUGCUAGCUAGCUUGCCGUUACCUGUCCAUGAGGGUUAAGCUAAUGCCAAUGUAGCUCAUGAUGCUAGCUAGCUUGCCGUUACCUGUCCAUGAGGGUUAAGCUAAUGCCAAUGUAGCUCAUGAUGCUAGCUAGCUUGCCGUUACCUGUCCAUGAGGGUUAAGCUAAUGCCAAUGUAGCUCAUGAUGCUAGCUAGCUUGCCGUUACCUGUCCAUGAGGGUUAAGCUAAUGCCAAUGUAGCUCAUGAUGCUAGCUAGCUUGCAGUUACCUGUCCAUGAGGGUUAAGCUAUCUCUUAGGAUUUCUUUUUCUUUUUCAAAAAUUGUAAUACUAUAUUCAUUUUUGAAUGAUUUUUACAUGCAUUAUAUUAUUAACGGUAUAUAUAAUAAUAUUAAUAAUAAUAACUGUGAUAUUUAUUGUGGCAUGGUUCACUUUCAUUUCCUGUUGACUUCACAAUAAGAGCACCGACAGAAAAACUGUUAAAUAGAGCGUUUUCUUUGGAGUUUCAUUAAUAAAUACUAAACAAAAACAGUGAUGACAAAGCGAAACCAGUUGUUGUGAAAAUGAGAAGAUAUUGAAAUUACUUUAAGCUGAACUGAAGGAACCGUGUGUCCUGAAGUCUGCAGGAGGAUCUCUGAGGAACUAACAUGUAAUGUGUGCUUCGAAUCACACAGAGAAUUAUUAGUAUUUAAUAUAUAUAUACAGUAUAUAGUGUUUUAUCUGUUCUCAGUGACGUUCAGCUCUACUGACGCUGAGGCAUUACAGUAUGAACAGAGGUGGAGGAAGUACUCAGAUCUGGUACUUUAGGGACAGUAAAAGUAGUCGUUGUGCAGAUUGGUCCAUUUCA